AUGGCCAGCCCAGCCUCCUUUUCUCGCGAUUCUUUCGCCGAAGGCACAGGACCAAAACUGGAUUCAAGCACGCCUCCGGAGAACAACGCCUUCCUUUUGACACCCCCAGCAUCCUGUGGUCAGAAGGCAACAUCUGAGUUCGACGUCGACAAAUGGAUCCGGACUUUGGAAGGCUACCUGGACCCUUCGACUUGUUGCCCUUCCACAACGCGCAUCCGCGUCCCUUCGACACACUAUCGCCAGGCAAUGAAAGUAUUGGAACAGCGGCCAUCUCUCUCUCGAUUAAUUGAGGACAAGGUGCGGUGGGACUACGAUCCCGCGUCUGGACUGAUCACUCUUCGAAUGCCUGCCCCUGUUCACGACAUCUUCUCUACCUCCGUAGCCAACGAAAUUUACAAACAACUGCAAGACAUCGCUGCGCGACCCGACAAAGACGGUGCAUUCGCUGGCCAAAUUAUAAACGGGGGUUCAUCCCGGAUUCUGCUCCAGGAAACCGGGGAAGAGCCUAAUUCCAUUCCACUACAACGACAUCCGGACGCACAGUUCCAACAUAGGAAAGCCGCAUUUCCUGGAGUAGUACUUGAGGUUUCCUACUCACAAGACGGGAAAAACCUCAAAAGGCUGGCCUGGGAUUAUAUACAGCAUUCAAAUGGGGAUAUCAAGGCUGUGAUCGGGCUUGACGUAAACCAUGGCGUGAAACCGUCGACAGUUUCGUUAUGGCGCCCGGAGUAUACGCGGGACGACGGGGAGGACUUCGACACACUUGGCGUGCAGGCCGAAAUUGAGUAUCAGGCAUUCCGAUCUCCGAACCUUGACCACGUGAACGGAACAGAUAACAUACAACUUGCAUUGAGCGAUUUCGCCACGGACGCCCUGUCCGACGUAUCAACUACACCGAUCAACAUUAAGCUCGACAGGCUUGCUGAAUUGCUCGACGAAGCAGAGGAAGUACACAAAGCAAGAGAAGAGGGCUUGGGUGGCGGGAUUAGGUCUAAACGGACCAUCAAAAAGCGGCCACGAUCUUCCAGCCCGGCCGAACAAAUACUAUCUGAAGACGAACUCGUGUUCCGCAUUCAAGAGGACAAAGUCUUGGAACGGGCCGAUGCUAAGGAUCACGAUUUUCACCCACCAGUAAAGAGGAGGAGUUCAACUAAAUAA
Molecule: messenger RNA, 1158 nt
Organism: Colletotrichum truncatum
Lineage: Eukaryota; Fungi; Ascomycota; Sordariomycetes; Glomerellales; Glomerellaceae
Source: RefSeq, a predicted model, not a curated record